AUGGCAUCCGAAUUACCGUCAGGCGUCUUGAGCAACUUGGCCAGCUCAGUCAAGAACAUUGUCACUGGCCAGCCUGAGGAGACCGAAGUCGAUGCAUCCAAGGCACCAGCUGCCAAGAAAGUGCACCAGACCGUGGAAUCUCACCAUGAUGGCACAACUGUUCAGAAGGAGAAGGCGGCAGCUGUCGUCCACGAGGACGUGAAGGCCCAUGAACAUGAGAAGGUUGAUACCGUAGUCGACAAAGACGUACACCAGGAUCACUACCGCACCACCAUCCAGCCCAUUCAGGACAAGAAUGUCCUCGCUACGAAGCACGAAUACAGAGAGAAUGAGGCCGAGCGGGACAUCGACCAUCGAGACAACAAGGCGAAGGAGCAGGCCAAGCGAGAGGCUGCCAAGUUCCACAACGAGAAGAUUGUUGAGGAUACCACACAUUCUAAAGAGCGCGCGCCUACUAAGAAGGAAGAGCACAUCCACCACCACAUUCACGAGACUGUCCAACCUGUAAUUGAGAGAGAAACACUCCAAGACAAGAUCAUCCACACUACGAACCAUAUUCACGAGACCGAGCAUCUUAAUGACAAGCACCACGAGGCUAAGGUUGCCCCAGCUAUCUCUAUGGCCGACUUCGAGAAGGGUUUAGGGUCUCAAAGCGGAGCUAGUGUAUCCAGCACGGUGGACUCGAAGCAGGGCAAGCCUCAGACUCGAUCAGCUACGUCCACCAAGAAUGGUCAAUCUGGAAUUGCUGUGGAUUCCAAGAAGAGAGACACGACGUCGGAGGCCAUGGAUAUUGAUGCGGCAACGAAAGUUGGUAAGCUGGAUGCCACGGAAGCUAGCAACCCUCUGAGACAAUGA
Messenger RNA from Neoarthrinium moseri, 855 nucleotides. RefSeq lists its product as uncharacterized. Bases 1 to 855 code for a protein of 284 amino acids. The transcript has 2 exons. The record is from RefSeq and is a predicted model, not a curated record. Lineage: Eukaryota; Fungi; Ascomycota; Sordariomycetes; Amphisphaeriales; Apiosporaceae.